CGUGUUCAUCAAGGAACGUAGCAUGUCCCUUGCGUUCAGCGUGCAUCCGGUUCAUCAUCAGCAGCACUCCGUCGCACGAGUCGAUUUUCAGUACCCAACGACCACCCACUCUAUGGAUAGAGGCUCAUCCGAAUACGCACAAUCUGGUUUGCCAUCAUCAACUUCUUAUUCUCAAUUUUCCAACAAUCAAACCGAAUCACAAGCCAACGAGCAGUCUACGAAUUAUCAAUCAUCAUCUCAGGAUCGUUCCAUCGCCUAUUCUUCCUCGGCCACUCCAUCCUCCGAAUACGGUGGCACAAAUAAUUCAACUGCUCGAGCUCCAAACUUUCAACCAGAAUAUAACUUAGGCGCCUCUCGUUACGAAGGCGCUCCACGUUAUCCCUCUAGCAGUGCCGGUACAGGUAGCAGUGGAGAUCCCAGUACGAGUGUCUCGAGCCCAGCCUACCCUUCUUCCCAACCAGCUCAAUACCAUUCGUAUCCACCGACAGGUACGAUGUCGGAAUCAUACACUCAUCCACACCCCGCGACCUCUGCUUCCGGUUGGCGUCCGGAUUGGCCGCCUCAAGGGUAUUCGCAACCUCACAUGGCGUAUAGCACGCAUCCUGGAGGGCCCGGGGGUGUCCCUAGUCCGGCUGGACCAGUGCGUAACAACAAUAGAAAUCCAAACCGAAAACGCAUCUCCGAUCAACAGCCCCAACAUCCACUAUCGCAGGUUUACUCCUUUGUACCUAUCCCGGGCGCCCAACAACAUAAACGGCCGCGCAGACGUUAUGAGGAAAUCGAGCGAAUGUACAAGUGUGGGUGGCAUGGUUGCGAGAAGGCUUACGGGACACUUAACCAUUUGAAUGCGCAUGUGACAAUGCAGAGUCAUGGAAUCAAACGUACCCCAGAAGAGUUUAAGGAGAUUCGGAAGGAAUGGAAGGCCCGCAAAAAGCAGGAAGAGGCGGAGAGAAAGGCAGUCGAGGAGGAAACGCGUAGGUCAAGUGCCGAGGGUGGCCAGCCUAGUGAAGUUCAGAACCAGACGCCAGCAGCUGUACCCGUGUCGAGUGCGCAAUACACGUCUAUCCCUCCUCGCCAACUUCCGCCUCCCCUUCCAUACGCAAGUGCUCCCGUUUCCGCCAACGUCCAUUACCCUGCGGCUCCUACUGCCGCCAUGGAAUCAAUGCCACAAUACUCCCAGCAACAGCAGGUAUACCCAGGAUAUGCUCAGUCGGGAUACCCCCAGUCUAUGUAUGCUGCCCAACGCCAGGCGCCAAUCCAGACUGCAAAUAACGGGGAGGGAGAUGCGGACACGGAUGCCGAUGCAGAUGUCGCAGCAACGGCUCAGUCGUACAGCCAGCACAGCCUUAAUGCCAGUUGAGCGACUUCCUCUAUACAUAUUGCUUGGAAGGCCGAAUGACGCAUGUGUCAUGACAUUUUCCUUUUUCUUUCAUAUCUUGGAACGGGGGGGGUUCUUCUUUCGCCCUCACCGCGUCCACUUUCUACUGUUUAUUAUUUCUCGGGGACCCUCCAUCCUCGCCAUUCUUCGUACAAAUAGCAUUAUUGAGGGGAUAUCUGAUUUUGUUCGUUUUUGUUCCUAUUUUCUGGGAAGCAUGGCUCCUCGCCGGUGACCCAGCGGGUUGUGUUUUCACGACUUUUUUGUUUCACUGUUCAUUUUUAUCCGGCUACCAUUUCCCCCUCUUUUUUUCUUCCUUCGUACAAAAACAUGUUCUAUGGGGGUUGCCAAACAUAGAUCUCGCCUUUGGGCCUUAUGGGGGUUUUCCGUUUUUACUUUUUAGAUUCGGUUGGGUUGCAUUUCUUCGGGCGGGAAGAGAGAGAGAGAGUAAGGGGAAGAGGGGAAAGUAAAAAGGGCUCUGUUAUUACCCAAGGGCUUGCUCUUUUGUUUCCUUGCUUCUCCCGUAUUUAGUUUUUGUCCACUUUUUUUAGUAUUUCUUUCUUUUUUUCUUCUUCGCCACAAUGUUCCCCCCCCCCGAUUCUCCAGCUGUUUUUCUUUUUUCCUUUACUUUUUUUAACCUCUUCUGGGUUUGCUCGUGUGCUCCAUUCCUUGUCCUUAAUUUGUUAACACUUGUCAGAUUUGUAUAGUAAUUGAGUAAAUAAAAAAAACAACCCCCUCCUAUGAUAGGGAACUCGUAAACAAAA
Tuber melanosporum (Perigord truffle) is the source of this 2139-nucleotide messenger RNA. RefSeq lists its product as uncharacterized. The record is from RefSeq and is a predicted model, not a curated record. Gene Ontology annotation, biological process: regulation of DNA-templated transcription. Bases 113 to 1360 code for a protein of 415 amino acids. The transcript is spliced from 3 exons. Lineage: Eukaryota; Fungi; Ascomycota; Pezizomycetes; Pezizales; Tuberaceae.